Messenger RNA from Colossoma macropomum (tambaqui), 6098 nucleotides. It is a transcript of the gene tox4b, whose product is annotated as TOX high mobility group box family member 4 b. Gene Ontology annotation, biological process: regulation of transcription by RNA polymerase II. Gene Ontology annotation, cellular component: nucleus. The record is from RefSeq and is a predicted model, not a curated record. Gene Ontology annotation, molecular function: chromatin DNA binding. Lineage: Eukaryota; Metazoa; Chordata; Actinopteri; Characiformes; Serrasalmidae. The transcript has 9 exons. The coding region runs from base 601 to 2610 and encodes 669 amino acids.
GAAUCCAGUCCACAGUAGUGAAAGGGGGAAAAAUACCGACAGACCACCAGCUCUUUAUUUAGUUAAUAUAUUUUUAUAUUCUCAUUUAUAGUCUGCGCCUUAUUGUAUGCCUAGAAGGCGUUUGAACACGUUAGCGUGCCGCUGUUUGUCCUCCAUGUGUCCGUCAUUCAUAUCGGUGCAGGUGAACGUUAGCUACACGCCGUCGCCUUCCACGUUAGCAGCGAGCUAACUCGGUGCGGUUAGCGCGGCUCUCCGGUCCGGCCGGCUCUCGGCGCUUCUCCCGCGGAUGUGAACGUCUGGCUUCGCGUUUAAGGCUUUGUUGGAACGGUUGGCUGUUUUCGCGGUUUCCUCCGUGACCCUGUGAGGGGUUUAGGGAGCGGAGUUCGCUCAGCCGUUAGCUGCCCGGUACCGCAGUGUGAGUCAGGCUGAGGGCUGAGAGAGACUCCGGGCUGCUGGGAGUUAUUUUUGGGUCAGGAGUGAAGGCUGAGGGGCGUUAAACCCACCGAGCUGGACCCCCUUUGCCACCCCUACCGCUAAAAUAGUCUACUCUAGACCCCGGUUGUGAGCUCAGGCUGUCAGAGCUGGGAUCCGUGACUCGAAAUGGAUCUGAAUUUUUACUCGGAUUUGACGGACGGAGCCGGCCAGCCGGGCGAUCCGGAGUUUCUGGACCCUCAGGCUUUUAACGGAUUUGACACGGUUCAGAAGUUCCCUGGAGGAAGCGACAACUACUUAGCUAUAAGUGAAGAGGGACAUCCUUUCCUGUCCUCCUCCGAGGUAGCUCUCCCCUCCACAUACUCCCUUCAGAUCCAGACAUUCCAUACACCCAGUUUGGGCGAUGAGGAGUUUGAAAUCCCACCCAUAUCACUGGACCCUGACCCUGCUCUCAGCGUCUCUGAUGUUGUGUCGCACUUCGGAGAGCUGGGCGACGGUGGCCCUUCCUCAAGCGUCCCUGGCAAUGCCGUCGUCGAGGGCGACGAUCCCUCUUUUGCCUCAACCUUCGUGAACCCUCCAUCGCAGGCCCUGGAACACCUUAGCCUGAUGAGCCAGCAGGGAGGGGGUCCUAUGUUGGGAUCGACACUGGGAAUGGAUCUUGGCCAUCCUAUUGGUUCUCAAUUCAGCAGCUCUUCCCCCAUGACCAUUGAUGUUCCACUAACGGACAUGAACCAUAGCCUACUAGGACACAACCAGCUGACCACUAUUGACCAGUCGGAGCUCAGCGCUCAGCUCGGUCUCAGUCUAGGAGGAGGGACCAUUCUGACACGCUCACAGUCACCUGACCAGCCACUAUCAGCCACUGGCUCACCGUCUGAAUCACUCCAGGAUGACGACAUGGAUGACUUCAGAAGAAAGAGCGUGCUGGUGGACUCCCCUGUCUCUCUCUCUGUCUCUCCUGGUGUCAUCUCUCUCUCGCCCUCUCUCGCGGAGCAGCCUGCCACCUCUGUGGCUGUGGCCCCACCCACGCUGGCACGGAGAGGUGUGGCUGGAGGAGGGGGUGGGGCCAAGAAAGGAAAGAAGAAAAAAGACCCCAACGAGCCCCAGAAACCUGUGUCGGCCUAUGCCUUGUUUUUCCGAGACACGCAAGCAGCCAUCAAGGGCCAGAAUCCCAACGCUACUUUUGGUGAAGUGUCGAAGAUCGUGGCCUCAAUGUGGGACAGUUUGGGAGAGGAGCAGAAACAGGUUUACAAGAGGAAGACUGAAGCUGCUAAGAAGGAGUACCUUAAAGCACUGGCAGCUUACAGAGCCAAUCAGCUUUCUCAGCCCACCAUUGAGGUGCUGGACACGCCCCCUUCUCCCCCUGCUGCUCCUGCUGCUGUGGCCACACCAGAGCCUCCACCACCUGCACAGCCGCCAACACGUUCCAGCCGAAUUCCACAGCACGCACCCGACAACAACACUAUCACCAACAUCUGCACGUCCAACAUCAUUAUCGACCUGCCGCAAGUCACCACGCGGUCUCGCACGGGAGCUUACAAGCCAGCCGCCAGCGCUGCGGCAGCGAGUGCCACUCCGACUCCGCCCACUGUCACCAAGAUAAUCAUCCCCAAGCAGCAGCUUCAGGCCGCGGCUGCCGCUUCAGCGCGCCAGCCUCCUCCCCUCCAGCAGAUGCAGAACACCCCUCCACCCCCACGCCUCCAGCAAAUGGUACAUUCCCCUGCCCCGCCACCCCUCCUGGCCAAACCUCGUGGUGGGGGUGGAGCUGGCCAAGUUACUGCCACUGUCACCACAGCACCUCCACCCCCUCUGCAGAUCAAGAUAGUCCCCGCCCCUGUGCAAACGGACGUGGCCACUCCCAUCAUUGUGACAACGGCCGAGGGGGCACCAGUCUCAGCCACCCCGGCGGUGGCAGUGGAGGUGGCGCAGCCGGCUGCCAUAGUGACAGCAGAAGGAGAGGAAGGGAUGGAGGUGGAGCUCAAUGGAUCUCCGGCACCUGAGGUAGCUCCUCCAGCAGGUCCCGCCGUGUGCGUACGAGCAGGCUGCAAUAACCCACCAAUAGAGAGCAAAGACUGGGACAGAGAAUAUUGCAGCAACGAGUGUGUGGCCACGCACUGCAAGGAUGUGUUCAUGGCCUGGUGUGUGAUCAGAGGGCAGAGCUCCACCACAGUCACCUAGAAACUGCUGAACCAGUAGCAGAGAUAGGGAGAAAGAGUGUGUGUGACGUGUAUAUAGACAUAGGUGAGAGAACUUUGAGAGGAAUACAGUUGGUACAGUCCUAAAGAGUGGUUUUCACUACAUGCUCCCAGCAGUGCUAGUUAAAGAAAUGGUUUAGGGAAAAAUCUCAUUAAGACAGUUUUCCACGUUUCCUAGAUGUAGUCGAUUGGUGUUCAAAUUUUUCUUAUUUAGUUUAGCACUGGAGUUUUGAGGCUAAUAUUGUUGUCAAAUGCUAGAAUAUACAGGGACCCAAAUCUUCUGUAAAUACAUCCUCUAAACUUUUCUCAACCUUUUGAAACCGCAUCCAGGUCUUGAAGGUUGUGCAGACUUGUUGAUGUGGUUUAGGACAGAGUUACUGAAUGAACUAAAUGAACUAAACUUCACUGUGUAGCUGAAUGCUGUGGUCAGCCACUUCAGACGACAGGUGUUGUGCUGAAUUCUGACGAAAAACCUAGAUGUGAAGGUCAAAGACAUUGUGGGGAUGUUUUUACGGAAAACAUUUGGGUGACUGUUGACUUCUAGUGUUUGUUAGCAAAGUUGUCCUUGUAGCUCCAGCGCUACACUGAAAAAGCAGCAUUUGUCUGAUCAACUACAUCUGGGGAAAGUGGAAAAUUCUGCACAACUUAUUUUUAGCUGAACCAUUUCUUAAAAGCGGCUCUUGGCCUUGUCGCUGUUUGAGAAUGGCAACCUUAAAGGGAUGGUUUGACCAGCCAGUGCUAAUGUGGCUAACAAUGCAUGAGACCUUGUGCUGCUUGGUCAGCAUUCUAACUAGCUGUUUGGUUGCACUAUCCCUUUAAGCACUAAAACUGGGAACUGACAAUUGUGUUUCGUAGAAGAGUUGAGGCAGCUUAAGAGAAGCCAUGGUCCUUAAAAUUCUUUGAAAGUUUAUGAAUUUCUGGGAUAAAGAAAGAAAAUAAGACCUUGAACAUUUUGGCAAAUGGGUAAGGGGUUCUUGAAGGGUAUAAAAAGGAAAAAGUUAUCAAUGUAACAUAAUUACACAUUUGAAAAUGUGAAAUUUAUCGGUGAUUAGUUGUUCCUCAGUUUAUCGCUUUAGUUUCUGUGCAGUUUCUGUUUCAGUGCAUUCAUGUACAACAGGGAAGCUAGCAGGAAGGGUUUAAGAAUGGGUCCUCUGUAAGAUCUCUUACCAAAAUGUUUAAAAAGGGUGUACAGUAUGCGGAUACAUAUACGAAGGCACUACUUUUUGCUAAUAUGAAUCAGUUAAGUACAGAAGAGAGAGGAAAAAGACUGAUGUUAGAGAAGGAAGUCGAGGAUUCUUUUAAAUUUAUCUCAUUUCAGCUUAUUUUUUUGAAAUUGUGCAGUCAUCAUGUCUCCGAUUAUACAGGGCAGAGUUUAUUAGUGUAUUUCUCACAAGAGUUGAGGGGAUGGGGGGAGAAAAAGAAGCUAAGAAUUGUCAAAGGUGAGUGAUUGAGAGGAUGUGUGUGUUCAUGUGUGCAAGACGGAAUGAAACCACUUCUUAAGCUAACAGAUCAUUGUUGUACAGAGGACGCAGCGUCGAUCAAUGGUCCGUAAUAGCCCGCUUCACCUCUAGACUGUUGUUGGGUUAACAUUAUGUACAGCUUUAAUUUUUUUGGCUUAAACUACAUUUCUACCCAGAUAUUUUGACUGUUUCAUAAGGAAAACUGCUAUUUAAAAAGUCGUUUCAACAUUUCAGUCACAACAACCACGACUCUUGUUGUAUAUCACUUCUCUAGAGAACAUUUACAUGGGCUAUCAAUAUUUUUAAUAAAUGACACCACAUGAAGUUUUUAAAUAAGCUGUAUUGCUACAUGAACAAGACUAGUAUUUUAUUCCAGGAUGGAUUUUGUUCCUUGUUUUGCAACCAGCAGGAGAUUGUGAACAGUAUUGUUGGAGACCAAAAUUGCACAGUCGCUACACAAUAUUCUGUUACAGAACUUGUCUCUUUUUAUUGAGUUACAACAAUGAAAUGGACAUUUUUGUGUUUAAUAAACAUCGAGGACAAGUCACCUGUGUUUUUGUGUGUGGCUUCAGAAUGAUCAAGAUAUCUACAAGGGGCACACCAAAUACGGUUGACAAUAUAUGUCAAUAUUUGUAAAAAGUCUUGGGAAGUGUCCGUAGUGGGGGUUAUUUGGCAAGAGCAUAUUAACCAUAUCCAUAAAAUGCAGUUUCAGCCUGUUUUGGAGGUCCCUCAGUGUGUUUAUUCUUCAGUAAUGCUGAUUUAUUUAGAUGGAAAUGUGUAUGAUAUUUAUAAAAUCUGAAGCGUCUUAUUUGUUGGUGCACAAGCCAGUCAUUGUUUAUGAAUGUGUAUUUAAGUGCUGUUUUUAUUGUUAUUCCAGUUUGUACACAAGUUUUGAUACCAAGGAAGCUGCAGUUGCUCUCCGUUUUAUCUCAGCACGACUGGUUUUGUUGAGAGAUGUGAAUUGUUUUUUACUGCAAGGGGUUCUCAUCCCUCCUCUUUCACCUCUGAUUGUUGCUUUAUUACAAAUAUACAUGUUGAUUUCUGUUGCGCUGACGUAAUGGCCACUAGGGGGCCUGCAGAAUGAGGUUAAAUUGCGCUUAAAUAUUUCUUGUGUUUUAUGGGUCAUUUUCACCAUACUGGAACUGUGGACCUCCACAUGUCUGGUACAUCCUUCGGGAGCUAUUUCCGAACGCCUGAAGGUACCACGUUUAUCUGUUCAAAUGAUAAUAUGCGAGUUUAAACACCAUGGGACCACAUAGCCAUCAGACUGUUCAGAAAGGAGAUGCGUUCUGUCUCCUAGAGAUGAGUGUACUUUGGUGAGAAAAAUGCAAAUCAAUCCAAGAACGACAGCAAACGACCUUGUGAGGAUGCUGAAGGAAACAGGUACAAAAGUGUCUAUAUCGACAGUAAAAUGUUCUAUAUCAACAUGACCUGAAAGGCCACUUGACAAGGAAGAAGCCAAUGCUCCAAAACCGACCUUAAAAGCUGUUACAGUUUGCAGCUGCACAUGGGGACAAAGAUUCUUGGAGAAAUGUUCUCUGGUCUGAUGAAACAAAAACAGAACUGUUUGACCAUAAUAACCAUCAUUAUUUAUGGAGGAAAAAGGGGGAGGCUUGCAAGCCAAAGAACACCUUUCCAAACUUGAAGCAUGGUGGUGGCAGCAUCAUGUGGUGGGGGGUGCUUUGCUCCAGGUGGGAUUGGUGCACUUCACGAAAUAGUUGGCAUUCUGAGGAAGGAAAAUUAUGUGGAGAUAUUGAAGCAACAUCUCAAAACAUCAGCCAGAAAGUUAAAGUUUGCGUGAGCAAGGAGGCCUCCAAACCUGACUCAGUCACACCCAUUCUGUCAGGAGGAAUGGGACAAAACUCCAGCAACUUAUUUGAGAAGCUUGUGAAAGGCUGCCCGAAAGGUUUGACCCAAGCAAUUUAAAGGCAAUGCUACCAAAUACUAACCAUAUGUACGUGAACUCCUGAGCCACUGGGGAUGUGAUGAAAGAAAUAAAAGCUGAAAUAUA